Molecule: messenger RNA, 1895 nt
Organism: Esox lucius (northern pike)
Lineage: Eukaryota; Metazoa; Chordata; Actinopteri; Esociformes; Esocidae
Product: afadin- and alpha-actinin-binding protein
Exons: 12
Coding region: 450-1802 (450 amino acids)
Source: RefSeq, a predicted model, not a curated record
UAAAGUGAAAAGGUGAACCAAAAAGAAAAUAUGCUAAUGGAAAAAGCAUUGAUACGUGAAAUGCAUAACACUGUAGUUCUUUGACUGACACUAACUCUGGUGUCCGGAGCUUUUGGAUCCUUUGUAAUCCAGUGCUCACCAGGAAUUUAGUUCAAGACCUUAAUGACAAAUUGUAUGUAGGCCUAUAUUACAUUUUCAAAACGAGCUAACUCGCCUAAGUUCUUUAACACAAAAACAUCGUAAAACAAAGCUAUGCUUCUCAUUUCAAUUACUGAGUCGUUAAUUAGCCGAAACGCCUUCACCUGGUUGUCGCUGGCCAGGUGCAACAGCUAACGUCUCUGUUCGGGUAGAACUGCCUACACGUCGGCCACGGUCUGCACCUGUUCUGGGCUGUGUAUUUACCUUCUGCAACGGACGUCCGCGGUUCAGAUGAUGACUGUUCGUGUCGGAUGGCUAACAGACGGGGUCAGAGACAGGCAGCAGGGGGUCAGCCCAACAGAAGACCACAAGAGCACCCAGGCCUCCAGGACACCUACCACCUCCGUGGGAGACCCAGCCCGCCACUCAACGACCUCCACAGCACCACCUGGUGGUCACACAGGGAGGAGCCAAGCGAGAGCACCACCUCCUACCGGGAGCAACUGACUGACAAAGAGCAGCACAUUGCCAGACUACAGAGCGCGCUGAGGCGUGAGAGAGAAAAGAGUUCCAGCCUGCAGUCUCGGUACAGCCAGCAGGGGGUGGAGUUGAGGCGUCGAGAGCAGCACAGUGUCCGGCUGAGAGAGAGGCUGACCGAGAGACCGAGAGAAAGGGGUCCCUCCAUGGAGCUUUUGAACCCGAUAAAGAGGGACCAACCUGCCAGGCCAGCCCGGACCAAUGGAAGGACCGAGGAGGCGGCUCUACGUGCCAUGCUGGAGAGGAGGGAGGCGGAGUUGAGGGAGGCCAUGAAGCUCCGACACAAGCUCGCCACACUGCUGCACGCCCUGCGGGCGGAGAUGGAACGGAGCCUGUUGGACCCAGUGGACGAGGACCCGGGCGACAAGACGUUGGUCCAAUCAGAGCAGUUGCUGGGUGACCAUGUGACAGGAGGCGUGGUCCAGGCAUGGAAGAGUGUUCAGAGGAGACUAGGGGACCUGUUCAGUCAAGGUCAUGCUUCUGUGGGAACAGACCAGGAGAAGCUUUUGGCCCAGCUACAGACAGAGCUGGAUCAGAGUCAACAGUUGAUCAGAGAGCAACAGCAGCUACUACAGGACAAUGUGCUCACGGCGCUCCCAGAAUCUCUGACUGACGGUUACUUCCUGGAAGACUGGGAAAGGCUCCAGGCUCAAAGGGCGGAGCUAGAACUCCAGAGGUGCAGCUUUAAGCGGGAGAGGUGGGCCUUCACCGACGCCGCCAUCCGACUGGGCCACGAGCGGCUUGAGUUUGAACAGCAGAGGGCAAGCGUGGUGAAGCAGCAGUAUCUGUCUGACUUCACGUUGGGUAGAACCACAGAGUACCAUGACAGGAGAGAGAGCACCAGCCUCAGUCUCUCGGGCUCGGAUCACAUGAUCUUGUCCGGCUGCCCAGCCAGGCCCUCUCCCGCUGAGUCCGGGGUCACCCACUGGUCCGUGUCAUCGGGGUGGCGGCCAGGUGGUGGCGGGUUUGGAGUUUACACGCCCGGCACCCCAGACCUGUACUCUGCCCUCCUUCACCCCGGCAACAGCAGGUCCUGUGAGACCGUUGCCCAAUCGGAGACCUGGCAUGAAGAGACAGGAAGAGUCCCACACGCUCACUUUGGUCCCCACCCUGACUGGUCCAUUUAAUAUGAUUGUAGGCAUCGUUUUCCACUGCAGAACACUGCUGGUUUCAGGUCUACCUGUGGUCCCUUGCAGCCUCUGUUCUUUAAAAAUGUUUUU